Tuber aestivum (summer truffle) is the source of this 2672-nucleotide messenger RNA. Lineage: Eukaryota; Fungi; Ascomycota; Pezizomycetes; Pezizales; Tuberaceae. The record is from the annotation of a GenBank genome assembly.
AUGCAACGAAGCACAAAUCCCAACCCCUGCCUAAUCGCGAUCCUCCUAAUCGUCCGCUCUUCCUCCGGCGUGAACUUCGUCUUCCACUAUCCGCCCAAGCCGAGAUCCACCCCAACACACGCCCCCGCACGGCGACAUUCCCAAUACGCUGCCUACACCAUUUCUGGGACCUCGUCCCCUUCCUCCCCAUCCACAUCUGGCUCCAGCGACGAUGACGCUGACGACCGGCAAUCCCGAACAACCGCCCGCGGGAGGACCGCCACGGAGCGAAGCGACAGUGGGAGUAAGACUCGCAGUCGCCGAAGACAGCACGUGAAGGACGAAGACGAAGGUGAUGGGAAGGCCAGGGAUGAGAAAGGGGAGGCUGUGAGGGUGCUGGGGUUCAAGGAGGAAUUUUUGGCUGGGUUAUUGGCGCCGAAGGAGCGGAUGUGUAAGACCAAGUUCGAGCUGUCGAUUGAUGAUAUGGUCUUCCUUGGCUAUCCGUUACAUGUUCGGCCCGAUGGGACAUGGAGGAAGCAGAAGAAGAAGAGGGGGCGCGAGAGGAAUGGCAGCGGUGGUUACGAUGGGGAUAUGGAUAUGGAGGGUAAUCCAGAUGCUGGGAAUACAGCUAUGGGGAAUGGAGGACACGAAGAUGAUGCCGAUGACGAGGAUGAUGAUGAGGAUGGAGAGAGCUCUCAAGGGGGUAAUUUUGGUAACAUGACCAUGUUUCAUGUUGUCUUUGUUUUGAACCCUCCAGAGUUGGAGUAUCAUUCGCGGACGCAGGAGAUGUUUGAUUAUGUGGUCAAGAGGUUUGCGAGGGCUCUAAAAUAUGAGCAGGCUAAGGAUGGGUAUGUCUGGAGGGAGGCAGAGAAGAUCGUUCGUCUGAAGGAUAAGGCAAAUCAUGAAGGUAUUUAAUCUUGUUAGUCCGAUACCAGGAGUUCGCUGAUGGGGUGCAGGGAUUAGUUUCGCAGAUUUGUGGAAAGAUAUUCUGGAUCAGAGUAGUCUUGCAUAUGCGAUCUCUAGAAUUUAUAUCGAUAUAUCCCAGUCAAAAAUAGCUCAUGUGUUUCUUAAUAAUAACCUUGGGCUCUCGCUGCAGAUGCCGAUCCUAACAGAGAUCUCUGUUAUGCCAUCGAUAACGGAGCCACAGGUUCCUGGACUGUGCGUUAUCGGCUUAUCCUAGAGAAGACCAAUGGGCUAAUAUCUGCUCUUCUAGACCCCUAACAACCGCUAAUUCGUUCGGCGAUGACGAUUCUGAGGGGGACAAUUUGCUUGCGAAGCACUUUACUCUUCUUUUUCUUGAAGAUGUAGAUGGCAUUCUGAAAGACAUUGAGGCUGAAGCAACUGAUUCCUCCGCAUCCCUGGCCCGUUUCGUCGAGGCAUGCAAACCGACCAUGUCGUAUGUGUCAAUUCUCGUCUCGAAAUCAAGGUAUGAUAUUAACAUAGACAGAUUUCUACAAAUAUCAAACUCGUGCGGAAUCCCACUCCACGAAAUCCAGGUCAUGGCCCGUCACCUAGUGCACUGGAGAAAAGCCCGUGCCAUUCCGCCUAUACACCAAAGAGACACCUACAUCGUAUCUCCUAACGCUGACCUGAAAAAGUCCGUUCUCUUUCUUCCUUUCGCCGCAGCAGUUCUGACAUACUAGCCUAGGCUCCACACACUAAUCCCAAUCUAUCGUACUCUCUUCCCCACCCUCCAGCCUCUCCCAAAACUCCUCACCCUCCUCUCUGGCAAGCCAAAGCCCUUCUCCGCUUUCAUCCCCUCCCGUGCCCAUCGCCCCGCCUAUCUUGAAAUCCUUGCUUUCCUGAUCCGCCACGGCCUCGCAACUCAACUCCGCAACUUUGCAUGGCUCCGCGUAACCCGGCAGAUAAAGCGCGCUGUAGCAGCCGAAGAGCGGCGGGCGAAAAAGGCCAACGCUGACCCCCCGCUCAACUCGCAACCGCAAGAAAAGGAGAGGGAGAGGGAGAGGGAGAAGGAAUUGACAAAGAUGACGUCUUCCAUAUCUAGCCUUUUAUCCCACAAUAACGACAGCGAUUCCGAAGGGGAGUAUGAAGAUAGCAUUAUACUCGAGCCGCAUCAGGCAAGUAGUAUUGAGAGCUCAUGGCUGGAGAUGAUGACUAGGGACCAGCCACCUGAUAUCAAGGCGUUGUUCGAUAGGAUUAUCAAGUAUCUCAAUGGACAGCAUGCUAUUGAGAAGGUUGCGGUCCGGGAAGGGAUUGCGAGGAAGGAUGUUAGGAGGGUUCUUGGGGCUUUUGAUGGGUUUGUGAUUUAUGUUAGCCUCUCUCCCCCCUCCUUCUGUGCGUGCGUGAUACUCCGGGAAAGAUGCUGAUUGGGUGCUUUCAGGCACGGCAUUGGUAGCACCCACCGCCGGUCGUUGUGAGCGAGUGGGUAACGCUUUAUUGAAUUGAUUCAAGCUGGAGGCUCAAAAAAUGUUUCGGCUAGGGAUAUUUGCAUUUAUUUUGCUUUUCUACGCUUUACUCGUGCUAUGGAGUGAAAAAAGGGCUUUUUUGCCGUGUGCAGGGUAACAUGUUGUGGAGGAUCGCCGGUAGUGCUUGUACCUCUGUGCAAUGAAUUGGCACCUUUUGGGGGGGGGAACCGUUAUUACAGGCCCUUAGAGGAGAUAAUCUGGUGCCAAUUAUUAGCUCGGAGACACGGGUAGGGUGGGAUUUGCGGAUGGGGAUCCAAGAGCUGAAAC